UCAAUGAAACCGCUGUAUCUGCAUAACGGGUUUAGCAUUUACCGGCUAAGAAAGAAUAACGUUGGAUUUAUGGUCGUUUUUAGGAUAUCCUUAGGAUGACAGAGAUAUGUAUAAAAGGCACCCCUGAUUCCUCCUUCGUCGGCAACAAUAGUUACCAAGUUUCAGUUGCCUAGAAUAUAGGGAAGAUAAAAGCAAGGAGAAAACGGUGUUUGUUUAAGCCAAAGAGUCCGCUAUGGCUUCCCUGUGGAAGACUACAUUUCUUCGCACUUUUGGCUUCAUAGCAUGGGCCUCUUUAAGCGCUUGGUUGUUUUCUGUUGUGGAACAUACGGGAAAAGAUGGCAAAGAAGAGAAAGACCAGUUGUUAAAGUCCCUGUAUAUUUCCAUGGCGUCUAAAUACAACAUGACUAUCACAGAUUUUAAUAAUUUUUCCAGCAUCGCGCAUGAAGCUCUGAGCCAGCCUAAGCCUCGGUGGACGUAUGCUGUUUCCUUGGAAUUCGUCUUUCAAGCUAUGACUACCAUAGGUUAUGGAUACAUUACACCUCAAACACCCGCUGGUCAACUAUUAUGCAUUUUCAUAUGCCUUCUUGGAAUACCCAUAACUUUACUCGCGCUGAAAUCCGCCGGGGAGCUAAUUGCUAAACUUGUUAACGCACUCGUAACAAAGUUUGAAAGCAAACUGCUGAAAAGAGCGCAACCGAAAAAAAUAGAAAUGAAAAGUGCUGUGAUCCUGUUUAUCCUGAUGGUGACAUUAAUUGUGACAAACGGUGCGUUAGUUAUGCGUUCACAUGGCUGGACGUUCCUUGAAAGUGUGUAUUUCUGGUUCGUUACGCUAACUACAAUCGGUUUUGGUGAUUACGUGCCGGAGAAACGAAAGCACUACCUGGAAAAUUCUAUUACGGAAGAAAAAGCCAAAAAAACUGGUCUACUGGUUUUUUCCAGUAUGUUCAUGACUAUUUAUGCCAUGAUUGGCUUAUGCGUUGUUUCAAGUGUCAUCAAUUCCAUCAUGGCGGCUCUGGAGGAAUUGAAGUUCCCUCGUGCGUGUCCCUUAUGCGUCUCUCGAAAAACCCAGGACGAAAUGAACACUGCUUUACCCAAUUGCUCUCCAAAAAGGCAAGAAAAUAGCACUGACAAAGUGAAAGUAUGCCACUUAACUGAGAUGUAGCUGACUGUUUAAUAGCAAUGAAAUCUGUUUUGCGUCGAAGCUGCACAUGAAAGCCUUAUUGAAAUUUAGAAAAACCUUGUUUUGGUAUAAAAUUUCUCAAAUAGAAGAAGUUUUGAGGUCAUGAUGGCGAUAAUUCUUUGUGCAGUUUAAACGUAUUUUUAAUGACGUUAUGCCGCCUAAAGUAAAUAAACUGAGAUAAGAGUGAAGUUAUUUUUCGGCCUUUUCCAAACUUUAACAAUCUGACUAAUGCUUGUCAAGUUUGUUAACACAAAAAAAGAGGAAGAGAAACUCUUUUAAACAACUAACAAGCCUCAGAUGGCAUAAUAACUGCCGAUAGUGAUAUCUUUCAUAUCAGUAUAUAACUCUUAAAAAUUUGCUUCAGGUAUUAGUGGUGAUGAUGCCGCGGCAGCCAUGAUUAUUUGGUCACGAACUUAUUUUUCUCAGCCUCGGAUGAAUUCAGCUGAAAACUAAAUCGAGCACUUCUGAAAGAAAAAAAAUCGAGACGACUAGCUAAAAUUGCCAUGUUUACUUUUCGAAGGUUUCUCCUUGACAAGUUCCCCGCAGCAAUAUUUCCUCCUCAGCAAUACCGACGAAUAAAGAUGCGACAAAUAUAAAUUUGACGGUUCCCUUGCCUUGAUCGUGGAGAAUUGUCAAGGCUGGGGAUGCAAAGAAAAACCUUGUCAAGGACGACUCCAAUUUUCCAGUUUGGAUAACUUGACACCGUUGAAUGAUAACAAUACCCUUCAAGAAAAACAUUUAAGAAUGAAACAAUAUACAAAUCGACGAUGACAAUAGAGUCUAUGGAAUAAAUUCAUUCGAGGAAAUUCUCACACCUGCCAGUUAAUCCUCAAAGGAGUCAUUGACAAGUCUUCCACACUAAAGUAAACAAGUGACAAUUCUGUCUUGAUAAGUUAGAGUAAU
This is a messenger RNA of Stylophora pistillata, 2083 nucleotides long. Its product is annotated as potassium channel subfamily K member 9-like. Gene Ontology annotation, molecular function: outward rectifier potassium channel activity; potassium ion leak channel activity. Gene Ontology annotation, biological process: potassium ion transmembrane transport; stabilization of membrane potential. Gene Ontology annotation, cellular component: plasma membrane. The record is from RefSeq and is a predicted model, not a curated record. NCBI's taxonomy places the organism in Eukaryota, Metazoa, Cnidaria, Anthozoa, Scleractinia, Pocilloporidae.